CUUUUCGACGCCCGACCAACUUCGCAACGAAGACGACCAUGACUUUCAUGCGCCUUGGCAUGGCCAUGUGCGCGGUGGGGGGAGUUCUGGCAGCGCAAGCUCCAUUUCCUCCUUUGGCUCCGAGAAUCGAACUGCAUGAGUGCUCGCUGUCGUCCAUCGCGGCCACUGUGACGUGGCCAGCUGUCGCCGCAAGUGACGAUGCGCUUGACGCAUACGAGGUGUCAUACCGAGUGGCGCAGAAAUCUGCGUGGACGUCAUGGUCUAGCUCGCUGACAGGUCGCAUAAGCACUGUGCCAUCGCUGGGCGUGCAAACCGUGGUGAGUCGAGGGGUGUCGGGGCCGAUCACCGGUGGGUUCUUUCGCCUCACAAGUUCGUACGCCAGCGUUGCCGACGUCGACACUCGAACAGGCUUGGCUGUAUCCCCCCUGAUCGCAUUCGACGCAUCCGCCGCGACCGUCCAAGCCGCUCUCCAAUCCAUCCAUGACGUCUUGCACGUGCAAGUCACUCGGCAAGGGCCUGACACCACGGGCGGGUAUGCAUGGCACAUCGAGUUUCAUGAGAGUCACCCGCGGCCCAUGCUUGGCAUCCACACGAACCUUCUGGACAACGGGAGUGUGACGAUCGCGCAGCUGCAGCCGCCGACGUCCAUGUGUACGGCCGAGUGCGUCGCGACAGUGUCUGGCCUCGCGCAUAGCACAGACUAUGUGUUCCGUGUGCGAGCGCAUGCUGCCACGGGUGGCUGGGGGGCAUGGAGUCCUGUGACCGCGCCAUGGUCGACGUGCAUUCUAGCUCUGCCUAGCAUGCCAGUUCAAGUUGUCGCCACGAGCGCGACCGUCACGACCAUCUCCAUCACGUGGAGCCCUCGUAUCCAUCCCACCGUCACAUCGUUGCCGACGCUGUCGUACUCGGUGGCAUCUCGCUGUCACGACGACGUGUUUUGGCGCACAAUCAAGACUGACCCUUCCUCGACGUUUGCCACCAUCACGACACUCCGACCCAACACGAUGUGCCAAGUGCAAGUCUUCGCGACGAACGCGAUGGGAAAUGGCCCGCCGUCCGACGUGGUCGUCGUGCGGUCGUUGCCAGGGACGCCGUUGCCUCCUCAAAAUGUCACGCUCUCCUGUGUAGUUGGCAUGGUAUUGCAACUGUUGUACACGCCAACGUCAGACGACGGCGGGGCACGCCCCGUCACCUAUGUCGCAGCGUACAAGGCUGUGGACGCCAUCGACUGGAUCCGUUUGAACGAGUUCAAGUGGUCAGCGCCGGCUCCGUACACGAGAUACGUGGCUCGAGUGGCCUCCGUGAAUCCGUUGGGAACGAGUGACUGGGUCGUGACCAACAUUGUGCGCUCCGACCGGCCGCGAGUGACGGUCAGCGCUGCAGUGACAAUUCGGCCCCACCAGUUUACGCUACUCGCGGCGACCUUAGGGGACGCGGCGAACCGAAACGACAAGUACUAUAUGGGGGGCACGAGCAAUGGGGGCCGGCUUGGCGGUGACGGGCAGCCAGGGGUGGUAUACAUGCGGUUGUUUGCGUUGGACGGGUUGUUGCUAAAGCAAGAUGCCUUGUACUACACGGGAACGGCCCAGAAUUAUACGAUUCCAGACAACCCCAAGUACGAACGUGCUGUCGUCGACGUGUAUGCAUGGGGCGGUGGCGGUGGCAGCGGUAGCCAAGCCGCCAUCGACUUGGGGGUUGGCGGCGGCGGUGGCUUUGCCCGAGCGUCGUUUUCGACCUCCCGGGGCGCGGUGUUCCAAGUGUCGGUGGGCGGCGGAGGGGGUGGUGGUGGCAGCGGCGCGGGCGGGUUUGGCGGGGGUGGCCGUGGCGGACGAGGCGAUUUCGUUGGCGGCGGGGGAGGAGGGGCUACGAUGGUUUACAAGGAGAAGCCUGUGGGAACGUGGUCGUUGCUUGUCGUGGCUCCGGGGGGUGGCGGAGGCGGUGCAAGUGCCGUGUGUUGCUCGGCAGGGGGCGCCGCCGGUGGCCUCAACGGAACGGCCGGCACAGCACCAACCGCUGCUCAAAUGGGACUUCCGCUUCCCGUGGCUUCGCGCGACGAGUUUCACUCCAAGUUUGAAUUUGGCGACUUUCGGGACUUUAUGGGUGCUUCUGCCUACGACAACAAUCUCGAGGUGGGAUAUGCACCAGGAGCUGAUUUUUCGGCGCUGGCGAGUCCUGGGGGUGGUGGAAGUGGCGUGGCGGGGGGUGAAGCUGGCCACCAAAGCUCGUAUGCAUCUGUUUUCAAUCAAGUCUCGUCGAACGGCCAGGAACGCGUGGGGGGUGUUGGGGGCGAUGGGAAAAAGGGGGGUGGUGGUGGCGGCGGCGGGUACUUUGGCGGAGGCGGCGGUGGCGGGGGACUUCAAGGGGCCGGGGGAGGCGGGGGGAGCGGAUAUAUAUCCAUGUCGGCGAUCGAGCCCCUAUCCUUUCCAUUGGACCCCCCAGUCCCUGAACAGGUGACGGUAGUGCCUGGCGUGUCGUCCCUAACUGUGAAAUGGCGUGCCCCCACCAAUACGCCAAUCUCGUUUCGACCCCAAAACGAAGGAUACCUCAUUGAACUCGCUGUCGGGGACUCCAACGAAGACUUUAGUCCGGUGGAUGGCACGACGGACAAGCAUUUUGUCGUGAUGGGCCUCGAGCCGGCGACGACGUAUGCGAUCCGGGUCAAACUCAUCAUGGCGGGAAACGUGGGGGGCUACAGUCCACGCGUAAUUAGCCAAACGCUGGCCCGACCAAUCAACUCGUGGCGACUCAUCCGGCCGAUGCUGUUGAUGCAGUCGAAUGUCGGCAGUGGUUUCCGUCACAACGACGACGUGUUCAGCUCUCCGUCGCCUAGACGAGGACAUAGCAUGGUCGUGUUGGGCGAGUACUCGUACUUGUUUGGGGGGUUUGGACCUGGGUAUCCCUGCCAACGUGGUACAAGUGAUGUGUGCGUGACGUCAGCACUCGAAACAAACGAGCUGUGGCGGUAUCAUUCCGCUACCCAGUCGUGGCUCCACGUGCAAGAUGUAGUGGGGAGCGUGCGUCCUCCUCGUCGUGAAAAGCACACGGCGUCGGCGUUGGGCAAGUCCAAAAUGCUCGUGUUUGGCGGCCGGCAACUGGCUGGCCCUUCGUUCAACGACGUGUGGCAGCUGGACGUAGGCACCCCGACGACUCUUGUGUCGGACCAAUCGACGGCAAACGUGCUCCUGCGAGACGGCGCGGACACAUGGACCACGGCCGUGGCCAGCACGGACCCGACUGCCACAUGCAUUCAGUCGAUGCAAGUGGUGCUAAAUAUCACGCACUCGUGCCUAAAUACACUCGAAGUGUUCUUGUACGGCCCGGGUCCGUCGACGCUGCCGGCGCUGCAGCAGGAUGGCAAAACGGGAUCAGAUGUCGCGCGUGAUGUGAUGUGGACAAUGGACGGUGGACGUCAAUUCGAUGGGUCUGAGCGCAUCUCGUCGCGGUACCCGUCGACUCGAGGACACCGCGUGCAGCUAUACGGUGCAGCCAACGCCUCGAUGGAGUGUGUAUCGGGGCCACAGUCACUUGUCAUAGACGCCACCUCGUCGUUGGAACCCUUGGAUGCAUUUUAUCAUUUGCCCGCGGCUGGCAUGUGGACAUUGCAGGUGCAUGACCGCGCUAAAGAUCUGUUGGGUGGCACGUUGACGUCGUGGCAAAUUACAUGGACAAUGGAGCCGUGUACCCCGGUGUAUGAAUGGACGGACGUGAGCCGCACGAUCCGGGGCACGCCGCCGUCGCCGCGGUACCAGCACACGAGCAUCGUCGUGGGAACGACCAGCUUGUUUGUGUUUGGAGGCAAAGAUACCGCGGCCUGCCAACACGAUUUGUAUCGUCUCGACUAUUAUUCGCCUACUAGUCCUAAUAAUGCGUGGCAGACGCUGCAACCACUGGGUGAAUCCAUUUUCCAUCGACGCUACGGCCAGCUAUUUUUUAUCACGCCGUUCCAAGCGCUUGUACCGACGGCGGGCCUCCAGACCACCGACGACCAAUCGUCCCACGACCAAACCGGUCUGGACCUGUUGCAGUACUCGCUCACCGAGCCAACGUCGGCCAUGACGUCCAUUAAUGUGGCCAACAACGAUACAGCAGUCCCCAGUCACCGGUAUUUUACCGCAGGCGCGUGGUGGCCGGCUUCGACAAACUCUAAAGUCGUGCUCUUUGGCGGCCAAGACGACACGGGGUAUUUAGACGACUUGUGGGAGCUGACGUUGGAGGAAUCAACGGCGACGACAACAGCACCAGACCAAGUGUGUCCGUGGAUGUUGCGCACCCGCGCCGCGGAAUGGUCCGUAUCGUGCGGCGCUACAAGCUUACCCAGUCAGCCGUGCGCUGCGUCGGCUAUUUUGCUUGCAGCGUGGUGCAAAGAUUCGUUUCAAACAGUGCACAAUUUGCAUUGAGCUCGUUUGCUGUUACUACGGUAGUAAGGAAAUAAGUAAAACACGAAGGGGAAUUUUUCGGCCUGUCGAUAUGGUGAUAGGUAGACCAA
This is a messenger RNA of Aphanomyces astaci, 4486 nucleotides long. RefSeq lists its product as hypothetical. The record is from RefSeq and is a predicted model, not a curated record. The coding region runs from base 39 to 4397 and encodes 1452 amino acids. Gene Ontology annotation, molecular function: protein binding. The transcript is spliced from 20 exons. NCBI's taxonomy places the organism in Eukaryota, Oomycota, Saprolegniomycetes, Saprolegniales, Verrucalvaceae.